Pieris macdunnoughi is the source of this 999-nucleotide messenger RNA. The record is from the annotation of a GenBank genome assembly. Lineage: Eukaryota; Metazoa; Arthropoda; Insecta; Lepidoptera; Pieridae.
AUGCAGCAAUCAGAUUUAGAAAUAGUCACCCAGUGCUCCCACAUAUCAAAACCACCAGACUGGCAAAGAGUUCCCAUGUUACGCCAUCCAAAAAAAAGAAAAUUAUCCUCCACACCUUCUCCCGAAUUAAUAAAAACAACAAAUAGCUUUAGCGGACUUCCGAUAGAUCAGCCGGAAUAUAGGGCGAGAGAUGCAAAAGACAAGAAAACUAAUAAACCUCCCCCUAUAAUCUUGUACGGAAUUGAGGAUGUUCAUAAACUCACUGAACUCCUAGAAACUGCAACAGAUAGAUCUAAUUUCUCUUAUAAGAUUAUUAGCAGAAACCAACUUAAAGUUUUAUCAGUGAACCUGGAGAUAUACAAGAAGGUAAUAACUGUUAUACGAGAACAUGGACUAAUAGGACACACCUUUAAUAGAAAAGACCAAAAAUGCUACAGGAUCGUUAUAAGAAAUCUUCACCACACUACUCCUACUACUGCUAUCAAAGAGGCCAUUGAAGAGAGUGGCAACACAGUAGUAGGCGAGAUUAUUAAUGCCAAAUUUGGUCCCGACAAAAAACCCACUUCUACCUUUUUUGUAAAUUUGCUUCAAGGUCCUAAUAAUGGAGCUUCUUGGGAUAUUAGAUUUAUAUACCAUCAAGCUGUUACUAUUGAAGAACCCAGAAAAAGGAAAACCACGCAACACUUACCACGUAAACAUAAGAAAUUUGAGUAUAAACCUCAAAAAGAUAAGGAAGAAACUGAUAAUAAAACCUCUGCUAAUCAGAAUAAAGAGGAAAAUGAACCGCUGCAGGAGCAGAGGAAAGCACAUGAGCACAAAUCGUAUGCCGAUACAGCCAGAUAUAAGGUACAUCAAAAUAAUACAAUCCAUCAACCUGACUCUUAUAAAGUCAUAGAACAAAUGUUUAUACAACAAUCCCAAAAGAUUGAUACUGUGUUACAGCAAAUGAGUACAUUACUUGUACUCAUUGCAGUACUAGUCACUAAGUUAACAAAAUGA